This is a messenger RNA of Rhizoctonia solani, 1329 nucleotides long. RefSeq names its product Retrotransposon-derived protein PEG10. The record is from RefSeq and is a predicted model, not a curated record. The coding region runs from base 1 to 1329 and encodes 442 amino acids. Gene Ontology annotation, molecular function: nucleic acid binding; zinc ion binding. NCBI's taxonomy places the organism in Eukaryota, Fungi, Basidiomycota, Agaricomycetes, Cantharellales, Ceratobasidiaceae. The transcript has 2 exons.
AUGGCAACCCGCUCCCGGCCACCCUCUCGAGCCCGCUCCCCUAUUGAUCAGGGAGAGUUGGGACCCUUCCUUCCGCCAGCCUCCCCUGAGCUCGGCAAAGUAUCACUCAAACGGGUCAUCCGCCUCCUUUGGGGGCUCCAAUCCCAAGUUGACCGCAUCGAGCGGACCCUCUCGGAACAAGCUGAAGUUAGUCGAGAGGUUCGAACCAACGUUGAGAACAUCUCGCAAACCGUUGAUACUGUCAAGGAUGGGCUUGCCCAGCUCCAACAAUCCCGGGGUCCCCACACCCCAGAAGAACGAAAACCUCCCGCGGUCGAGGAAACUCCCAGGGCCGCGCCCAAAGCCGAGCCUAUUGGCAAGGCUCAACCCUUCCUCGGGGCCCCAGCCCCCAUCAUCUCCACAGGGGCCCCCAGGCGCGACCCCCUAUCAUUAUUCAACCCCUAUCCCUCAUUCCCCCAAGGACCUCCACCAGCGCCUAUCGUCACCUUGGCGCAACCUCCAGCCCCCUCCACUGUAAAGGUGGACCACCCAGACGCCUUCAAAGGCAAAAUUGGCUCGGAGGCCAAACAAUGGCUAACACGCAUGUUAGCCUGGGUACGCCUCAACCAAAGGCAAUUCCCCUUGGACCUGGAGGUCCUUAGCUUCCUCCUCAUGAACAUGGAAGACGCAGCCGGGGCCUGGGCCCAUCCCCACCUGGACCAACUAGGGUCCCAUCGCGCGCUCAUCCAAACCGUGGAUGAGUUCAAAGUCGAAUUCCUGGCCGCCUUUGGCAACCCAGAUGCAACCAGAGCAGCGGAGCGGAAAAUCACUUCCCUCACCCAAACCAGCACAUGUGCUGAAUAUAUCACUAAGUUCCGCACGCUGCAAAUGGAACUCGACUGGAACGACGCCGCACUUCGCGGCCAAUUCGCGCGAGGACUUCACUGGGAGGUCCGCCAACAAAUUGCCACGAGGGAGAGGCAACCCCGUACCUUGAGGGAGCUGCAAGACGCUGCCCUCAUUAUUGACAACGCCCUCCGCGAGGAGAGAGCCAGCCACCCGCAGCAGGGUAAUAAGUCUGGCAAAUCUUCUACCACCCCCAACCGGGGGGCGAGUACUGGCCAACAGGCCACCAAAACCGGUCCCCUCUCCUCCGACCCCAACUAUGUCUCGGAGGAAGAACGCAACCGCCGCUGCGUAGAAGGUCUCUGUGUCAAAUGCGGUAAACCAGGGCAUAAAUUUGCCAAAUGCAGGACCGGAUGGAAGGCCACCCCCAAGGAGGAUAAGGGGAAGGCCAAGGAAACCGCCAAAAUUGGCAAAGAAUCUGGACCCAAAUCGGGAAAAGAUUAA